Messenger RNA from Alternaria ethzedia, 390 nucleotides. RefSeq lists its product as uncharacterized. The coding region runs from base 1 to 390 and encodes 129 amino acids. The record is from RefSeq and is a predicted model, not a curated record. Lineage: Eukaryota; Fungi; Ascomycota; Dothideomycetes; Pleosporales; Pleosporaceae. The transcript is spliced from 2 exons.
AUGAAGCUGGCCGCUGCCGGAGCCCUUACGCUCUUUGCUCGUUCAGUCAUGGGCAAAGGCUGUCCAAACGGCCAGGUUGGUGUUGGCACCGCCAUGAGCUGUCUGAUCGUCAACAACAUGCAGACUCAGUGCUCCGCGACGCAGGGUGUCGUCUUUGGAGAAGGCAACUGCAAUCAAGCCGAUAUCGAGAACAUGUUCCAGAAAGACGGAUAUUGUCAGCCUAGGACUUUCUUCUAUGGCGCCAAGGUUUUCUGCGAAGACGAUGACAGGACCGUCACGUCUGUUGCAUACAAUCUAGCGAUUUGGGGGAAUUGCAAAGAGCAACAUGUCGAUUGUUCUGCUGGACCACUUGAGUACAUAUAUAUCGAUUACUGUUGCGAGAAGAUGUAG